Molecule: messenger RNA, 668 nt
Organism: Morone saxatilis (striped sea-bass)
Lineage: Eukaryota; Metazoa; Chordata; Actinopteri; Moronidae
Gene: ctxn2
Product: cortexin 2
Exons: 1
Coding region: 57-302 (81 amino acids)
Source: RefSeq, a predicted model, not a curated record
UUCUAAACGCCUGACCCUAUCAGAGGAGAGAUGAGGCACCUAGAUGUUGGUUUACCAUGUGUAGCGUCCACUUCAACCACUCCCUUGCUGCCAUGAGCGGAAACGACAUGAUGGCGCACUCUCUGACUCUGGAGCAGAAGACAGCAUUUGCCUUUGUGGGGAUGCUACUGGUGUUCCUGGGGCUGCUGAUAGUAAGGUGUUUCAGGAUCCUGCUGGACCCCUACAGCAGCAUGCCUUCCUCCAACUGGGCUGAUGGCAUCGAGGGGCUGGAGAAAGGGACGUUUGAGUACGCCCUUACUUAACACAGGGACACAGAACUGCCUAUAGACACACAUAUGCAUACACACAGACACAAAUACACUUACACACAUGCAAACACACAGAAGCCACAGCCCUGCACAACCAUUGCACCUGACACUGACACGCCAUUAAGACAUCACUCUGUGACAGACCGAACCAAGAGACUGAAGCUGUGUAUGUUGUUCAAUGUGUGUGCGCUGUUAGUUCAGAGCCAGUGUGGAGUCUCUCUACUGUAUGUGACUACAUGUCUGUCGUCGUGUGUAUCUUGAGUGAGUGUGAGGCAGAUGCUGUGUCAUAUUCUUUGCCCUUCUGCCAGGGGGGCAUUUCAGCUCAUCGAUUUACAUGGAAAUGGCUGAAGCUCCGCUUUA